AUGUUUUCGGCUCCGCUAAUUUCGCCACAAACUCGACCCCUUCCUCCAAUCCCCUCGGAGGAGGAGAAAGACCAUCACACCGACAGGCUCCAGCUUCGAUCGGUUGUGGCUGCGGGGUCUGGAGGUUCGUUGAACGCUCGCCGUCGUGUUCCUCGAAUGGGCACGAGAUGCCAUGCUCGUCUGUGCGUCACUAGCACGCAGUCCACACCAAGCCAGCAGCAGCAGCAGCAGCACGACAGUUGCGAUUCUGGAAAGCAGACAAAUCGCAACUCCUGCGAAAUCUCAACUGAAGGUUCGAGCUGCGAGGAAGGAGAUAUUCAUCCCAGUUCGGCGCCUGACUACAUGAAAAUCGCUCUCAACUACGCCUCAAUCUGCACUGACUCACGCCAACAGGAUUCAGAUGAUGGCUAC
Mesocestoides corti is the source of this 411-nucleotide messenger RNA. The record is from the annotation of a GenBank genome assembly. Lineage: Eukaryota; Metazoa; Platyhelminthes; Cestoda; Cyclophyllidea; Mesocestoididae.